Molecule: messenger RNA, 639 nt
Organism: Anoplophora glabripennis (Asian longhorned beetle)
Lineage: Eukaryota; Metazoa; Arthropoda; Insecta; Coleoptera; Cerambycidae
Product: chromobox protein homolog 1-like
Exons: 2
Coding region: 108-608 (166 amino acids)
Biological process (GO): negative regulation of transcription by RNA polymerase II; chromatin organization
Cellular component (GO): nucleus; pericentric heterochromatin
Molecular function (GO): chromatin binding
Source: RefSeq, a predicted model, not a curated record
AGUUUGUUUAUCUGAUUAUUUUUUAACUCAACAUAACCUAACCGGCUCUUGUGUUCCUUGUAUACAAAAUAUCAGUGUAAUUUCUAUAUUGUAAAACCUCCAAUAAAAUGUCGAAACCUAAAGAUGACACUCAUGAAGCAAGUACUCCCGCAACUGCCCCUGAAGAAUUUUCAGUGGAAAAAAUACUCGACAAAAGGACACGAAACGGGAAAAUUGAGUAUUUGUUGAAAUGGAAAGGAUACAAUGAAGAAGACAAUACUUGGGAGCCAGAAGAAAACCUGGACUGUCCUGAUUUAAUAGCGGCAUACGAAUCCCAGUUCGAAAUAACAAGUCCUUCAGUUUCUGACGAUGCUGAUAAAUCCAAACGAAAGAAUAUAACGGAAGAUAACCGUGCUAGAGGUUUCGAUCGUGGUCUAGAACCAGAGAAAAUUGUUGGUGCUACGGAUGCAAGUGGUGAACUGAUGUUCCUUAUGAUGUGGAAGAAUUGCAAAGAAGCAGAUUUAGUUCCCGCACAUCAAGUCAAUGUUCGCUGCCCAGAAAUUGUAAUAAAUUAUUAUGAGAAUAAAAAGCAAUGGUAUUGUAAAGAAACUGUAAUAGAACUAGAUUAAAAAUAUAACGUGAACGUUUUUUAAUUAUGAA